Hyaloscypha bicolor E is the source of this 3402-nucleotide messenger RNA. RefSeq lists its product as uncharacterized. The transcript is spliced from 3 exons. The record is from RefSeq and is a predicted model, not a curated record. Lineage: Eukaryota; Fungi; Ascomycota; Leotiomycetes; Helotiales; Hyaloscyphaceae. Bases 1 to 3315 code for a protein of 1104 amino acids.
AUGCCGCUUGGCAAGAUUACGAACGCUCUUUUCUCUGGCAGCAACGAGAACACUCUCCAACUAGCAAGCUUGAAUGUCGACAUAUCUCUGCUCAAGUUCGAGGCCCCGAGGGAAUUCAAAGGAUUAGGCUCCGCAUUAUCUCUCCGUCGUCGGGCUGAUGCAGAGGAUGGGCCUCUCCAUCAGACCGCUCGCAAGCUUGGAGCCUUGUUUGAGCCGAUCAUCCCAAGUUACCCCAAACUUGUGAAAGCCUACGGUAUGCGAGCGUCCGCUAUAUUCGAGAGUCCCGGAGUGAAUCCGAAGGGCUCACGGAAGGACGGGGCCUUCGAGACCUUCGUCGGAGCAGAUGGUACUUCUCUCUGGGCAGCAGCUACGUCCGGGCAUGCUUCAAUUGCAGUUCACCUGUUAGCGUGUAUGUUAGCUCGUUCCUGGGAGGCCAAAAGUGCCACAGCCAUAUGGGUUGAGCUCAUUUUAGAACGAAAACGAGAGUUACAUUCAGCCGUUGAAAGCGGGAGCGUUACGUCCAUGACCCUUAUCAUGACCCUGGGGGAAGAUAUUCCGAGAGAACAAAUAAGGUUAUGGGAUGCUAGCGCGAGGUCGUGGUUGCAGAGUGCUGAUCAAGAGAAGAUAUCGGAGCAGAAGAGGCUCGAUCUCAUUCUCAAGAACAUCAGCCUCUUAGUCUCCGGUGGGGCCACAACGUAUGAAAGUGUCACAUCUGCUUGGAUUCAAGCAAUGGAGGGUUUGGAGAAGCUGCUGUCAGGAACACCCCAACAGAUUUGUGACGGAUCAAUAUUGCUGGCACUCUCAGCGUGGCAUAUAUUCCCCAAUCUCCUCGUUCUUGGCCCCAAAACUGUCAAUGUUGCUUUCAACGACCCACUGGUUCCCAAAGCUGGUGUUGUUACCAUUGGGCUGCAAAAUUCGGAGCGUAAUCAAGGGGAAGGCAUCGGGUGGUCGCUAGCACUGUCUCAUUUACGCUACUACGGAGACCCGGUUCCAGUGGCGAAUGAAGAUAUCAAAGGCAGAGUCGCGAUUCGGGAACUGCACCUAGUUGCCCUGGGGGCUCUCUUGCGGCAGUGGAGUAUGGGUAUUGAGGAUGCUCCUCUUGUAUGCAGGUGGCUUACUUCAUUUUGGCAACUUCUCAGUUCAGCACCUAGGAACCAGCCGAUCGGCUCAUCUGAUGUCAAUGUCAUUCUAGAACUCAACGACGAGUUCUGCUGGUUGGAGGUACUCGUUCUAGCCGCCGAUCGCAUUGUCCAUUCUAAUGGUGAAGAGCUGGACACUGCGAUGAUGCUCGUCUCCUAUGGACUUCGCCGCGGGGAAACCUUUCUAGGGCGUUACAACCAAAAAUGUCGAACAAGGCGAAUCCCGUUCUACGGCCUCUGUAACCAUGUCAUGCUGUCUUCCCUUGCUCAGGAGUCAGUGGUAGAUUGCGGGAUUCAAUACUUCCGAGGAGUAGCACAAAACUUGGGACUUGAGGACUGUGAUGCUAUAAUCUCGUACACUCACAGAGAUACCAUCCCAUUCUACGAGUUUGCCAGCGCAGUCCCCCACCAAGCUCAUUCACAUGCCCACUGCAAACGGUUGAUAAGUGGGGAAUUGAAGCAAAAGCAGGUCCAUUCGCGGUCGUUCAAUCAUUUCAGAAAUGCGCGAAAAUGGAGUUGUUCUUGUAAAACCGAUUUCGCUGAACUUGGUUGCACAAACUUUGGAUUUGGUCUCUUGGAAAGAGUUGAAGUCAUCGCUUCGCGAGGAGAAUAUUCCGCUAUGACGGGGCAUGGACUGCAAAAGCCGGUCAAAGGAAGUGAUGGGUUUCCGAGGCACGAUCAAGAAAAAAAUUGGGCAAUUUCUAUGACAUGGGAAGAUCCUCCACUUCUCUACAGUGGCCUUCAACGCUCGGGGGAGCUGUAUUGUGCUUCGGAAUCAAGAACGACUUCUGUCUCUCACCCAUGCUCAUGUUUUGACAGGUGUUCACUCUAUGUCGACCACUACCUGUACCAAUGGGCAACCAACCAGACGAAGCACAGAAUUUCAGACUGGGAAAUCGCAUCUGAGCAAACGAAACACAUUGCUACAAAAUUUGACCUCAUAGCUGGGGACUACGGUCCUGGUCAACAUGCCCUCUGGUUAAGACGCAAGGAGACGCUAGAUGGACGACCAUCUUGUGAUAGUAUUGGUGGAAUAGAGAUCAAAGAUGAUAGCAACAACAGCGAACAAAGCGAAGGCCUGGUCGAAGGUCUGAGCCUUCUGAAUCCUGUCAGGGUUGCACAAUUUCUGGCUGCAAUCACGGACACUGACUGUCAACCUUCAUCAGCCAUUUUCCUCCUCGCUCACCCUCACCUUCUGCCUAAAAGCCAGUGGAGGGCACUCGACGCUCUAGGCAUUGCUUCUCGGCUUUAUGAUACUAUUCCUGGCGCGACGGUGCCACUUACUAUUGUGUUUAUGGAUCUGUCAACCGCUCGCUGGCACAUGCCACAGGAAUCCAAGUGUCCAGAUGAUCCCGACGAUAGAUCUGAUGAGUCUAGCCUCCCAGAAAGCACCAACUUUGAUCGCUUGCUCUACUCUGAGCUCUCGCGACCCCAAGUAUUUGCGUGUCUCUUGAUGUUUGAGACAGGCUCAGCGAACAUAGAUGUCUGUUCUCUCUCAUCCGUAGUGGCGAUGUCCUCGGGAAACUCGAUCUAUGUUGCAAGCAGACUUCUCUCAGAUCCAGCGAAUCUUGUCUCAGCAUGCCACAUUAAACGAAUCGUUGGAAAUAUUGGCAUGCCUGGUAUUUCCAUGAUGGUGGCACCGCAAAAUCCGCGGCUUAGAGAACUCACCGACGACUGGCGCCAAGUUCGACACGCGAAGUACGACUCCAAGAGAGAAGACAACUUCAAAGGCACAACAUUGCAUUUUUCAUUUACGGACUGGAAAUUGCCCCUUGAACCUAAUUCUUCUGGAACGGUUGACAAAGAUAUAUUCCUUAUCGAAUCAAUUGUUUCCGUUCACGAUAGUGGAGAGUGGGUAGCGGAUCUUAACCUCUUACGCUUUAUGCCUUCAGAACAUCACAUUCUAGAUUGCAUAUGUAAGAAUGAGGGAUCCCAAGCUACUACACGAGAAGUCAAUCACCUGGUUUCUAUAGACAAUUGGGAUGAGUUGAUCGAUGGUCCACAUGACGUUGGCAUUUUCCGAGCGAGGGGCAAUUGGGCAGCUCGGCUUGCUGCGUCCUCGAUCUUGAGUCGGAAGUGCCAAGAAAAAGGAGAGAUGUUCUAUAUAUGCUCGUCUCUUCCAUGCUUGAAGUGCGCCAGGCGGCUUAGUGGCAAGGUGAAAAUCUUGAUAGACUGAAUUUUACAUUACAGUAGCAUAAUUACCUUUGCCUUUGAACAAAGUUACUGAGGCCCAGACAUGGCUAGCAGACAAAACCAAGAAGCG